Numida meleagris (helmeted guineafowl) is the source of this 497-nucleotide messenger RNA. It is a transcript of the gene PTMA, whose product is annotated as prothymosin, alpha. NCBI's taxonomy places the organism in Eukaryota, Metazoa, Chordata, Aves, Galliformes, Numididae. The record is from RefSeq and is a predicted model, not a curated record. Gene Ontology annotation, cellular component: nucleus. Gene Ontology annotation, biological process: positive regulation of transcription by RNA polymerase II; negative regulation of apoptotic process. The transcript has 5 exons. Gene Ontology annotation, molecular function: histone binding. Bases 113 to 448 code for a protein of 111 amino acids.
GGGGCCGUGGCGCCGCGUGAGUCCCCACUGGCUCGCGCAAAGCCAUCUUGGCAUUGUUCUGCCCGCGCCGCCGCCCGCGCCGCCACAGCCCCGCGCCCCGCACGCCCCCGCCAUGUCCGACACGGCCGUGGACACCAGCGCCGAGAUCUCCGCCAAGGAUCUAAAAGAGAAGAAGGAAGUUGUUGAAGAAACAGAAAAUGGCAGAGAUGCACCGGCCAACGGCAAUGCUGAGAACGAGGAAAAUGGAGAGCAGGAGGCUGAUAACGAAGUAGAUGAAGAGGAAGAGGAAGGUGGUGAGGAAGAGGACGAGGAGGAAGAGGGUGAUGGUGAGGAAGAAGAUGGUGAUGAAGAUGACGAAGCUGAGGGAGCCACAGGCAAACGGGCAGCUGAGGAUGACGAGGACGACGACGUCGAUCCCAAGAAGCAGAAAACUGAUGAAGACGACUAGGCAGCAAAUUAUAAUUAUUUUUUUUAAAUAAGGAGGAAAAACAAACCAA